CCUUGCACAGCAAAGCACCACAUUGUCAAUUAACGGUGCAUCCUCUCCCAAUCAUGACUGCAUCACCAGAUGUACCUGGCUUCUCCAUCGCCGACUAUGUUAUUUUCGGGCUGUUACUUCUGGUCUCGGCGUCUAUUGGUAUAUGGCAUGCAUGUACAGGAGGAAAACAGAGAACUACGGGAGAGUUUCUGAUGGCAAAUCGUAUGAUGGGUCCAAUUCCAGUGGCUUGUUCUCUGACCGCCAGUUUUAUGUCAGCGAUCACCAUUCUUGGCACACCAGCAGAGCAUUACAUUCACGGUUGCAUGUACUCCUUGUUUGGAAUCACUUACGCCCUUGUCAUGAUCUUGUCUGCAGAGUUGUUCAUGCCAAUAUUCUACAAGUUAAAAGUGACCAGCGCUUAUGAGUAUUUGGAGUUCCGGUUUAACAGCAAGUUUGUCAGAGUGUUGGGAAGUGCCACGUUCAUUUGUCAAAUGGUUCUUUAUAUGGGUAUUGCUAUAUAUGCACCAUCAUUAGCGUUAAAUGCAGGUAUUAAGGCUGUAUUGUGGACUGAUGUUUUCCAACUUACUGUCAUGGUAGCAGGUUUCCUGGCAGUUAUAAUUCAGGGUUCCAUCAAUGUUGGUGGAUGGGGUGUGGUAAUGGAAAGAAGUCGUGCAGGAGGGAGACUGGAAUUUGCAAA
Saccoglossus kowalevskii is the source of this 676-nucleotide messenger RNA. RefSeq names its product sodium-coupled monocarboxylate transporter 1-like. Gene Ontology annotation, molecular function: symporter activity. The record is from RefSeq and is a predicted model, not a curated record. Gene Ontology annotation, biological process: sodium ion transport; transmembrane transport. Lineage: Eukaryota; Metazoa; Hemichordata; Enteropneusta; Harrimaniidae. Gene Ontology annotation, cellular component: membrane.